This is a messenger RNA of Thecamonas trahens ATCC 50062, 4524 nucleotides long. RefSeq lists its product as uncharacterized. Lineage: Eukaryota; Apusomonadida; Apusomonadidae. The transcript is spliced from 3 exons. Gene Ontology annotation, molecular function: D-aminoacyl-tRNA deacylase activity; magnesium ion binding; ATPase-coupled intramembrane lipid carrier activity. Gene Ontology annotation, biological process: phospholipid translocation. The coding region runs from base 1 to 4515 and encodes 1504 amino acids. The record is from RefSeq and is a predicted model, not a curated record. Gene Ontology annotation, cellular component: cytoplasm; plasma membrane.
AUGCGAGCAGUGGUCCAGCGUGUGGUCAAGGCGGCAGUGACGGUGGAUGGGGCGGUGGUCGGGUCCAUCGGGCGUGGGCUGUGCGUCCUCCUCGGCGUGGGCGACGGCGACACCGAGGCCGAUGCCGAGUGGAUGGCCAACAAGCUGCUGCGGCUGCGGCUGUGGGACGCACCCGAGUCGAGCAAGCCGUGGGGCGCGUCGGUGGUAGACAUGGACUACGAGCUGCUGCUUGUCUCGCAAUUCACCCUCUUCGCCUCGGUCCGCAAGGGCAACAAGCCCGACUUUCACGCCGCCAUGGCCGCAGACUCCUCGCGCGCCCUCUACGCCUCGGUCGUCGACCGCAUCAAGGCCAAGUACGCGCCGGACAAGGUCGCUGAGGGCGUCUUCCAGGCCAUGAUGACCGUCGACAUCGCCAACGACGGGCCGGUCACCAUCCCCAUCGACUCGCGCAAGUUUGAGUACCUCGAGCAGUCGUCCGCAGACAUCGCCCGCGCCGCCAAGGCCGAUCGCGCCGCGCAGCGUGCCGCCAAGGCUGCCGCCAAGGCUGCCGCCAAGGCUGCCGCCAAGGCAGCUGCCCAAGCAGCUGCCCAGCCUGCGGCUGCAGAUGCUGCCGAUGCCUUUGCCGGGGCGGGGUCACCAGCCCCGUCGCCUGGCGGCCGGCUGGCCGACGGCACCAUGGGCGUGAGCAUGCCGGAGCCGUACAUGGUGGCGGUCAACGACGAGAGCGCCAACGCUGUCCGCGGCUUCCCGUCCAACUACAUCCGGACGGCCAAGUACACGGUGCUCACGUUCCUGCCCAUCAACCUCUUUGAGCAGUUCCGGCGCUUUGCCAACUUUUACUUUCUCCUCAACGCCGCCUUCUCACUCAUCCCAGAUGUGUCGCCCAUCUCGCCGGUGACCUCGGUCACGCCGCUUGUCUUUGUCCUCACCGUUGCGGCCAUCAAGGACGCCAUGGAAGACUACCAGCGCCACAAGGCGGACAAAGUUGCCAACUCGCGCGAGUACGAGGUUCUCUCGCGCGACGGCGAGCUCGUCCCGCGGCCGUCGGCCGAUCUGGUUGUGGGCGACAUUGUGCGCGUUUCCAAGGGCCAGGAGUUCCCAGCCGACCUCGUUCUGCUCGCCUCGUCGGGCGACGGCGGAACGUGCUAUGUCGAGACCUCGAAUCUUGAUGGCGAGACCAACCUCAAGCGCCGCCAAACUCCACUCGCGCUGGCCUCGCUGGCCUCGGUCGAGGACGUCCGCAGCCUCGCCGGUGAGCUCGUUUGCGAGGAGCCGUCCGAGGCGCUGUACAAGUUCAACGGCAAGCUUCUGAUGCCCAACGAGGACCCGAUCCCGCUCACGCACCGGCACCUGCUCCUCCGCGGCGCCCGGCUCCGCAACACCAAGCACGCCUUUGGCAUGGUUGUGUACGCCGGCUCGGACACCAAGCUGUUCAAGAACCUCCGCCUCUCGGCCUCCAAGUUCUCGCACCUCGAGCGCCGGCUCAAUUCGGUCGUCCUCGCCAUCUUUACCUUUAACAUGGCACUUCUUCUCGCGUGUGCCAUCAUGGCCGGCGUGGCGCAGGAGACCAUUACUCGCCAGGCCUGGUACUUUGAGGAGAUUUCUGCGCAGGACGGCGCGCCCAUCGCCGGCAUCCACCUACUCACCUACUUUAUCCUCUUCACCUACCUCAUCCCUAUCUCGCUCUUUGUCACUGUCGAGCUUGUCCGCGUUGCCCAGGCCAAGCUCAUGGACUGGGACCUGGCGAUGGCCUCAGACCCAACCGACUUGCCCGGCACAGGGAUGGUUGCUCGCAACUCGAACAUGAACGAGGAGCUCGGCGAGAUCGGCCACGUGUUUUCCGACAAGACCGGGACGCUCACCGAGAAUAUCAUGAAGCUCGCCCAGUUUUCCAUCGGCGGCGAGCUGUACGACCUCCGCCCUGCGGCGCAGGUCGAUGCCUCACCGCGGCUGACUCGGGCGUCGAGCGCCAAGAGCGCCAAGAGCGCCGACGGGCGCGGAAGCAGGAGCGGGAGCCGCGGCGGCUCCGACGCCGACGCCGCCCGGUUCACCGCCCUCAGAAAAGCCCUCGAGGAUCCGAGCACACCUCCGGCGCAGGUUGAUGCCAUCAAGUCGUUCCUCCGCAUUGUUGCGCUGUGCAACACGGUGGUGCCCGAAAUCGACGAUGCCACUGGUGAGCGGGUGUACGAGGCGCAGUCACCCGACGAGGGCGCGCUCGUCGACGCUGCUGCCGCCAACGGCGUCACGCUCCUCUCACGCCAGGGCGACAAGGUCGAGCUUGACGUGCUCGGCGAGAUCGAAGAGUACACCGUCCUGGCUACGCUCGAGUUCACCUCGAUUCGCAAGCGCAUGUCUGUCGUUGUUCGCUACCCCUCGGGCGCCAUCAACCUCCUCACCAAGGGCGCAGACUCGAUCAUUUUCGCGCGCCAGCGGGCCAACGACCCGCUCCACGAAGUGACCAACGCCCACAUUCACUUUGCCGCCCGCGAAGGCCUCCGCACUCUGGUCAUCGGCUACGUCCCACUCUCGCAAGUCGAGUUUAUCGAUUGGAAGGCUGUGUUUGACCGCGCUGAGACGCAGCUCGUCGACCGCGAGGCCGCCGUCGCCCGCGUCUGCGAAGACAUCGAGCAGGACAUCCGCAUUGUCGGCUCGUCGGCGGUUGAGGACAAGCUCCAAAAAGAAGUGCCGCAGACCAUCAAGUUUCUGCUCCAGGCCGGGCUCAAGAUCUGGCUCCUCACCGGAGACAAACAAGAGACGGCCGAGAACAUUGGCUUUUCGUCGUCGCUCCUCUCCGUCAAAGCCGGCAUGAUCCGGCUCAACGCGUCGUCGUCUAACGCGACCGGCGAGCUCAUCGACUUUCAUCUCGCCCGGCUCUCGACAGCCGAGACACAGUCGAAUCCGGGCCUCGUUGUCGACGGCGCUACCCUUGCGUACUGCCUCGACGGCCUCUCGACCAAGUUCUGGAUGCUCGGCGAGCGAUGCUCGUCGGUCAUUUGCUGCCGGGUGACGCCCAAGCAAAAGGCCGACGUCCUGCGGCUGGUCAAGGAGCGGACGUCGCGGGUCUGCCUCGCCAUCGGUGACGGCGCCAACGACGUGUCGAUGAUCCAGGAGGCUGACGUCGGCAUCGGCAUUCGUGGACUCGAGGGCACCCAGGCUGUCCGCGCCUCGGACUUUGCCUUUUCCGAGUUCCGCUUCCUCCGGCGCCUCCUUGUCGUCCACGGCCGCUACUCGUACAUUCGGCUCGCCGGCCUCAUCCAGUACUCGUUCUACAAGAACAUUGCGUACAUCUUUCCGCAGUUUUACUUUGGCUUCUUCUCAGCCUUUUCCGGCCAGCCGGUCUACGAUGAGAUCCUGCUCUCGUCGUUCAACAUUGUGUGGGCAGCGUCGAUUCCGCUCUUUAUCGGCGUCUUUGAAAAGGAUCUGAGCGAAGAAGUGGUCGAGGCGCUGCCGUCGACGUACCAGACGCUCAAGGACCAAAACGUGUUCAACCUCCGUUCUUUUGGCGCCUGGCUCGCCGCCGCCUUCUACCAUGCCACCGUCACCUUUUGGGUGGUCGCCAUCGGCUCGUGCUCGAUGGGCCAGAUCUAUGCGGAUGGGACCACCGCCGACCUCUGGGUCCAGGCCACCAUGAUGUCGACCGCCGGCGUCGUGGUCACCCUCCUCAAGGCCGGCCUCUAUUCGAAGCACUGGAACGUCUUCCACUUUCUCUCCAUCAUCGGCUCCAUCAUCUGCUACAUCCUUUUUGUCCUUCUCUACACAGGGCCGUUUGUCCCGACCCUCAACUCGCGCAUGUAUGGCGUCGGCCUCAAGCUCUUCUCCACGCCCAUCACAUGGCUCACGCUCAUCCUCGUCGUCGUCACCUGCCUCAUCCCGGAUGUGGUUGUCAAGUUCGUCACCUCGUACUUUUUCCCCUACGACUGGCACAUCCUCCGCCGCCUCGCCAAAGAGUCGCCGGAAGCCAUGGCGGCGCUUGUGGCCAAGGCCAAUGCAGACAUGGAACGCCCCGAUCAGAUCUCGAACCGGUCACUCCCGGCUUCGGUUGCGCUCAAGGGUCCGCUAACGGCCCGCCCCGUCUCGGCCCCCUCCACCGCCGAGCUCGCCGUGAUGACGGCCGACAAGGUCAAGGCGUCGCGGAAGCGGAAGCUCCACCGGCUGCCGUCGAUCAUGGGCCCGUCGACUCGCCUUGCAGUCCUCAACGAGCACGCGUGCGAGUACAACGAGCGCGAUCCGUGCUCCUCGCCCGAUCUCAUUUUCUCUUCUACCUCGUCGCUCUCGGCCGCCACAAACGCAAGUGGCGACGGGUGCGGAGGCUCCGACUACACUUCCCAGCUGGACGGCUCGGAGCUGACAUCUCACAACUCGCCAGCCCCGGCCUUCAUCCCCAUGAUCGACGCCUUUGAGUCUUGCUCGGCUGACGUCUCGGACGGCAGCCGGUACAGGUACUCGUCGGCCGGCGUGUCGUCUGCUGCACAUAGCAAUGGUGUGAUGUCGUCGUCAUCAUCGGCAUCGACAUAAAGCUGCCCC